Theobroma cacao (cacao) is the source of this 981-nucleotide messenger RNA. Lineage: Eukaryota; Viridiplantae; Streptophyta; Magnoliopsida; Malvales; Malvaceae. The record is from RefSeq and is a predicted model, not a curated record.
AAACCACGCAGGCUCACCUUCUUGUCAACACGACUUAAAUGGAAAUUGAAAGCCUAAAUCAAUAAUGCUUUUGGUAUAACGUUCUGCUUCGUGAAUUUCUCUGUUACCUUGGUUCAAAUUUGUUGCAGAUGAUUGAAAAUGAAGAGUAUAGUGGGAAGCAAAAUGGCUUCUUUUUUACCUUCUUAUGCCAUAAUAAGACCAUCUUUCAAGCACUAUACUGGACCUCAGGCAUUGCAGGUCAGAGCUGAAAGCCGUGGAGAUGAAGGUAGAUUAAGCAACAAUGUCGAUGCGAAUCUGGGUGUCCUUAGAGAAGGGAUAGACCAGGUUAAGAUCAAGGAGAAACUAGAGAGAUGUUGCAGAUGCAAGUAUGGUUGGAAUUAUACACCAGGGUAUAAGUAUAAACUCAAGAGAGGCUUGGAGAUAUCGGAAUUCUUUGGGCUUUCUCUGUUAAGCACCAUCGUCAUCAGCUCUCUCAGCUCUCUGAACUAUAUGAGCUAUGUCAACUCUCUAUUGAGCACUAUCAUCAUUUGGCUGUGGUCUAUCUCUCGACAUCUGGCCAUAUUAUUGUAGAUUAACAGACCCUAUAGCAAAGAUGACAUCAAGUGGGGUUUAAAUUGUGCAACUUGUGAUAAGACACAGUGGUAGUUGGUGGAUGGCAUUUACAAGGGUGGUGAGUCAUGAAUGCAGGGGAUUAGGAGUGAUUUGUCGUUUGUGGGAUUGAUGAAGCUGGUUGAAGAUGUUGUUCGGGUAAACUCAAAAAUUGACGAGAUUAAGUUACAUGCAUUGAUCAGUACACCCGGAGAGCUAUCACGGCCAAUUAUCAAGGACGAUGAGGAUGUUGCAUUAAUUCUACUAGAAUAGAAGAUGUUGCUUUAAUUCUGCUAGAACAGAGGAAUGUUCCGACUGUGUAUGUCAAUAUUAAGGGAUGCCAAACAAAUGUUAUGUCACAUAAAGAAGUUGAACAACAUGGUAAUCAGCUCA